Molecule: messenger RNA, 750 nt
Organism: Beta vulgaris subsp. vulgaris (sugar beet)
Lineage: Eukaryota; Viridiplantae; Streptophyta; Magnoliopsida; Caryophyllales; Amaranthaceae
Exons: 4
Coding region: 165-440 (91 amino acids)
Biological process (GO): translation
Cellular component (GO): mitochondrial large ribosomal subunit
Molecular function (GO): structural constituent of ribosome
Source: RefSeq, a predicted model, not a curated record
AAAGACUACUCUAGAGACUAAUACUAGGGCUUUCUCAGUCAAAAAGUCCAUACAUUUUUCGUUCCACUCACAGUCACACACGCCAAUUCAAAUCUGAAAUUUCGUAUUUUUUCUCUCCUCUUCCUCGUACUCGAAUUGCAGAAGCUCGUUCCAGAAAAGAAAAAAUGCCGCUGGGAUUGAUACUAGGGAUCGGGAGGGCGAUGCGCAGGAAGCGUACAUCAUCACUUGAUAUCCUAUCUUCAAAGAGGGCACCAAGGAACUACUACAAAGGAAAGAAUUGCAAACCCACCGGAUUUCAUACCCGGAAAGGUGGCUAUGUUGUGGUGCAAGAAAAGCUGCCUAACUAUGUCGUACCUGAUCUUACUGAUUUCAAGCUUAAACCAUAUGUCUCUCAAUGCCCGCUGACCGCCAAGACAACUGAGAACACUGCGUCACAGUAGAUUGUCAAUAUUACAAGUAGCUGAAUUUUGAAGUUGCCAACUGCCACUGCAGCAGCUGUUUCUGGAGAAGUAAUCAAGUCAAGAUUGCAACAAGACUGGAGCAUGAAGAUUGAAGCCCUGGUUUGUCUUGUUCGUUGAAUCUCUUGUUAGCUUAUCUCGUUGGGAUACUCAUACUUUGCAUGAAGGCUGAAAUAUUCUUCAUGUAUUCUCGGCUUAGACCCUAAUGUACUUAGUCUAAUGAGAAAAAACAGGUUGUAUGGACUUCAUCAAACUCUGAUUAAUUUAUCAUCCUAGUUCAUUUUCUUAAGAA